Oppiella nova is the source of this 497-nucleotide messenger RNA. NCBI's taxonomy places the organism in Eukaryota, Metazoa, Arthropoda, Arachnida, Sarcoptiformes, Oppiidae. The record is from the annotation of a GenBank genome assembly.
AGUUUGUCCACAAUUGCUGUGAAAAACCAUUGAAUACAUUGUCACCGAAAAUGAGUUACCAUUUGAUGCCAUCGGAGAUCGCGCGACUCGUAUUAGGAUAUCUUAAGGAAAGCCAAUGCAUUGAAACCGAGAAGCAGUUCCUGAAGGAAAGCAAACAUCUGACGGAAUACGCCAUCGGCUUAAGACACGGAUUCAAUUACUCGACGAAUAUCAACGGCAAGUCCCUCUUGGAUAUCAUCAACUCAUGCCAUGAGAGCGACACCAACGCCGCCGCCAAAGACCGGCACAAGAAGUCACCGACGGAUGAGUUGAGACGACUGUCUCAGCAGUUGUUGAAAAAGUCGAGUCCGCUGUUUGUCAAUCCGAUUGGUGUGAACGCGUUGCCGAUCGUCGACAACCAAACGCCCCACAAGACUACUGUCCCCUCCGGAAGGGAUGGCAUAUUCAGGACUCUCCCCAUAAGUGACGCAAUUAGUCCGCGCAACUACGCCUCAUGA